AUGGAGGCCUCCGAGGAUGACAUAGCUGUUAUUGGAAUGGGAUGCAAUUUCCCUGGAGGUCAGGGGUUGGAUAAUUUCUGGAAAGUUCUACUGGAGGGAAAGAACUGUGUGGCAGAUAUUCCUUUUGAGAGGUUUGACACCAACUUUUGGUACAACGCAGACGCCAACAGGACUGGAAAGACACAAACAAGCAAAGCAGCUCUUAUAGAAGGGUUUAAUGAGUUUGACCACAUGUUCUUUGGGAUUCCUGAAGUGGAGGCUGACUCCAUGGAUCCUCAGCAGAAACUCCUCCUGCAGUGCACGUACAGGGCAUUCGAAGAUGCAGGCAUAGCCAUGGAGAGCAUCAGUGGAAGCAAAACUGGUGUUUACAUCGGUCUUAUGAACAGGGAUUACGAGAUGAUCAGAAACAACAAUUCAGACUCUAUAAGCCACUUCAACGGCACUGGGACAGCUAUGAGUGUGGCAGCCAACAGGAUUUCCUUCACCUUCAAUCUCACUGGGCCUUCGUUUGUUCUCGACAGCGCCUGUUCUUCUUCUUUGGUGGCUCUGCAUGUAGCCUGCCAGGCUAUGAAGCAAGGAGAUUGUGAGCUGGCGCUGUGUGGGGGAGUUAAUUGUAUCAUAGAGCCAAGAGUAUUUGUUGCUCUCAGCAAAGCUAAGAUGAUCUCACCUGAAGGAACCAGCAAACCUUUCUCCGUCAGCGCCGAUGGUUAUGGCAGAGGGGAAGGCUGUGGUGUCAUACUCCUGAAACCGCUCAGAAAGGCUUUAAAGGACUACAACAAAAUAUGGGGCAUCAUCUGCAAAACAGCAGUCAACCAGGAUGGACACGCUACCACUCCGAUUACUAAACCCUCCAUGACACAACAAGAAGAGCUGCUGCGAACUAUCUACUCUGACUCUGACAUUGCAAAUGUCCAGUACAUAGAAGCUCACGGAACCGGAACCCCAGUUGGUGACCCAAUAGAGGCAAGAAGCAUCUCCAAUGUCAUUGCUAAAGCUAGACCUCCUGGUUCAAAGCCACUGCUGAUCGGGUCUGUGAAAGGUAACAUUGGACACACAGAAUCCGCAGCCGGUGUGGCUGGACUCAUUAAGGUACUCCUAAUGAUGAAAUGUGAAACCAUUGUUCCAUCAGUUUUUUACUCGAAACAUAACUCUAGUUUAGACGAGAAAGCUCUAAAUCUACAUAUUCCAAGCAAAACUGAAAGAUGGGAAGCAAGUGGAUCAUUGGGGAGGGUGGCAGGAGUCAACAGCUUCGGGUUUGGGGGCACAAAUGCACAUGUCAUUUUAAGAGAGCACAAUCAGGAUGUAGUUCCCACAAAAACCUGGACGAAACUCUUUGUAUUGUCUGCAUCUUCUGAGAAAUCUUUGAUCCUGACCAUCACAGACACACACCAAAGACUUUGCAACGAUCAAACAAGUGACUUACAGAGAAUUUCUUACACUUCAGCAUGUAGGAGAAGUCACUGCAAAAACAAAUUUAGAAAAGCCUUUUUGACACAUACACUCACAGAUUUAAAACGACAGCUCAAAUCUGAACUAAACACAACACCUGAGUUGGUAAAGCCCGAUGUCCAGCUGGUGUUUGUAUUUUGUGGAAAUGGUGUUUCCUACUGGGGUAUGUGCAAGCAGCUCAUGAGAGAGGUCCCGGCUUUCAGAGAAAAGGUUAGAGAAGUUGAAAAUAUCUUCCAGACUCACCAAACCAUCAAUAUCAGUGGAUUGCUUGCUGGUGAAUGUGACAACAGCAAUGUCAGCCAGCUGAACGUGGUCCAGGCUCUUCUUUUUUCGAUUCAAAUUGGUAUUGCCACUCUCUUGAUGCGCUGUGGUGUCAAGCCCACUAUUAUGCUUGGUCACUCUGUUGGAGAGGUUGCUGCGGCUCACUGCUCAGGUCUUCUGUCUCUUGAGGAUGCAGUAAAAGUCUUGUACCACCGCAGCACACUUCAGAGCAAAGUCACAGGAGGAAAAAUGCUUGUAGUCAGCAAUGUAGCUGUAAAAGAUGUUCUAGAAGUUAUUUCAGCUUUCUCUGGGAAGAUCUGUGUAGCUGCUUACAACAGCCCUCAGUCUUGCACUUUAUCAGGAGAUGCAGAUGUUGUUGAUGUACUGCGGGACAAAUUGAUGGUCAAGUUUGCAGGUAGAAAUAUCUUUCUUCAUGUCUUGGAUGUUCCUGUUGCUUACCAUAGCCAUAUGAUGGAUCCAGUUCUAGAAGACAUGGAAAGGAUCACUGGUCUUUUGGGCAUUAACAACAUGGAGUGUGAGCUUUUUUCAACAGUAACUGGAACAAAGUAUUCACAUGGUGAUUUCAGUUCCGGUACAUACUGGGCAAAAAACGUCAGAAAGCCUGUUUUGUUUGAUAAAGCUCUUCAUGCUGCUAUCAAAGACAAAAAGUCUAAAGGAAAUGUGGUCUUUGUGGAGAUAGGACCUCGAAGGGCUCUUCAGAGGUAUAUAUGUGAGACUCUUGGAGAUGACACCACAAUUUUUUCUACUGUCCAACCAGAGAAAGAUUGUGACUCAAUCUCCUUGACUUUGGCCAGACUGUUUGAACUUGGCAUUAAUGUAAACUGGAAUGAAGUCUACGUGGGUUGUGAGACAAUGCCCACAACUAUUCCGGUGUAUCAGUUUGUCAACUCAAAGAAAAAUGUGAAUUUUGAAGCUGUAAGAAGAGGCAAUGAACAAUUGGCUGUUUCUCAUCAUAGGUCAUCAUGGGUCAAAUCCCAAUUAAAACAGGAUAAGAUCCAAGUAACAUAUGACAUCUCACUGGAGACUACACCAUUUCUUUGGGAGCAUAAAAAUAACAAUGUUUCCAUUGUGCCAGGUGCACUUUAUGUUGAGUUAGCUUACUCCACAGUGAUGGCAAACCUAAAUCCAAAGAAACCCAUAUCGCUUCUCAGGCUCAGUGUAACAUUUGAGAAUGUGCUUACUCUAAAUCUAAAAUCCCAACAGCUAAAGGUGACUUGGGAACAAUCAGAGAUGGAGACUGUUUUUCAGAUACAGUCUUCUGUUGCAACACAUGCCUCAGGCACAUUCAGGUACACAGAUCAACAACCACUUUUAGAGGAAUCAUUCAUUAAUGUUGAUGUGCUCUACCAAAGAUGCAAACUGGUUAUGACAAAAGAGGAGGUUUAUUCAGUUCUGUCCCAAGCAGGAUUUGAGUAUGGCCCUCUUUUCAAACAACUACACAAUGUGUGUUUGGGGAAUGAAUUCAAGGAAGCUGUCACAACUUUCCAAGUCCCUGCUGAACUUCAGGAAAAUCUCCAUGAGCAUGUAAUUCAUCCUGUGCUUCUGGAUUAUUUCUUGCAAAUGACCUCUGUGAUAGCAAUGAGGCAACUAGCAGUCACACAGGGAUUUCCCUCAUGUAUUGCAAGUAUUGUCAUAUCAGGACCCCUGCAGAAUGAAAUGGUCAUGUACUUGCGAGCAACUCAAGAGACAAAAGACUUCCUUGAUGUAUGUGGUUGCUUUUCCACAAAAGAGGGGAAAGUAUUGGUGGAAGUGAAAGGGCUAAGAAUUUCUUUUUUGAACUCAAUCUCAAAUGCUCCUCAGUCAUUAUUCUUUCAUAAUGUACAAGUUGAAUUAGCAAAUGAGACAGAUGUGCAGGACUGCAAAAUAAAAGCAAUUAUCUUUGAAGAUCAGCUUGGCAUUGCUAAAGGUCUAAGACCAUCUUUAUGUCCAGAGUCAGUCUUUGUGGGGGGCAGAAAGAAGCUCACAGCAGGUGAAGUUCGAAACAUUUUGUGGGAUUUUCUGAACAGCAAUGAGGAUCUAAGAAACAUUCUUUUCCUUUGGGGUAUUGAAGACCUCAGUCACUUGUCUUCUGAGAAGAUCUUGGAGUGCUUCAUAACUUGCUGUGAGACAUUUCGCCAGAUUGUUUUAGCUGUCAAAGAGAGCAAACAUUCCUGUGUUGUCAGGGUCAUAACUUAUAGAGCAACAGAAGCCACUGUGGACCACGUGAGUUCUGCUUUUGUGCUUUCCGGUAUGUUAAGAGCUUGCUCUGUUGAGAUGCCAGGACUUCAUUUCCAGCUGGUUGACCUUGCUUCUGUGACCAGUGAAGACAUCAGAACACUGGCUUAUAUAAUUAAAACUUCCAAACAACAGGAGGUCAGAAUCAGUAAAGGACAGGUAUCAACAAUAAGAAUAGCACAAACUACAGUGGAAGACAGUGAUUUAUUUGAAGGUGACAAAUCCUCAGUGAAUCUGAGAGAUUUUAUCCUUCAGACCACUAAUCCCUACAGAAUGGCUGACCUGUCUGCCAUCCCUUCUAACACUGAUGGACAUCUUGUCCAAGAAAACUCUGUUGAGAUUCAGCUUACCAAUAUAUGCAUUCAUUCCUCCGAUUUCUUCCCUGUCAGCACUUCUCAUUUCAGCUUUGGCAAGACAUUGUACUGGAGCAAACAUGUGUCACAGUAUCACAAGGUGUUGGCUUUAGAUUUUAGCGGCAUUGUCACGUUCGUUGGUAGGCAUGUCAAAAAUCUAAAAGCAGGAGACAAUGUUGCAUCAUGUUAUCCUGUUAUUGCUGCUACAAAGAUUGUGAUCCCUGAAGAAGUGUGUUACAGCACAAAGACACUUCCGUUUCUCAGAGAAACUCCCUGCGUGUCAUACUUUAUACUGGCAUGGGAGAUUUUACAGAAACUGCUGUCUGACGUGAAAAAAAUGGAUAAAAAAUUGGCAAUUAUCUCCACAAACUCAGCCUCUGCUCUCUUAAAAGUUCUUGCUCUCACAGCAAGCAGGUCAGGUUGGAAUGUAUCAUCUCGAGCACGUUUUACUAGCGAACUGUCACAUUUCGACGCUUUUGUUUUUCUGCCGCCUUUUGGUCACUGUUUGGAGGGAAUGCGUGACACUGGAGGCCUUGUAAAACAUAUUGUUUUUGUGUGGAGCAGUCACAUGUCACCUUUAAAGUCCACCAGCGGAUUUGUCUCAAACAAUGACCACAUUCAUGUGCAUAACCUGGAUGUGGCUUGCGUUCUCCAGAAAACCAAUCUACAAGCACAAAACAAAAAUAUCUACAACUGGCUUUUGUCAUUAGGUUUUGAAGCAGAAUCUUUGCCUCUUAGAGGGGAGAUGAAUCAGACAAGAGAGCCCGAGUCCUAUUUCAUGACUACAACAGUGCAGCAAGUUGUUUUUAACUAUGAAGGAUGUGAUUUCCCAACAUCUGAGAGCAACUUGCUCACAAAACCCAGACAGCUCUUCAAACCACACUGUGUUUAUAUUGUAACUGGUGGAUUGUCUGGUUUGGGGUUUGAGACAGUUAAGUUUAUAGCCCAAAACGGUGGAGGCUGUAUUGCAAUACUGUCAAGAAGGGCUCCAUGUGAUAACAUACAGUUUGAAAUGGAUCUCCUCCAGAAAAGAUUUGGGGUCACUAUCCUAAAUAUCCAGUGUGAUGUUUCGGUGUCAGUGCAGGUGGUGAAUGCCAUCUCCAAAAUUGGACAAAGAUUUCCAUCUUGUCCUAUUAAAGGAGUUUUCCACAGCGCUGCCGUGCUGCAUGAUGCGCUAAUUGAAUCCCUUGAUGAGUCUCUCUUCAGGAAGGUCCUAAAACCCAAAGUGAGUGGUGCUUUGAAUCUUCAUUUUGCAACACUUCACAGCAAACUAGAUUUUUUUGUUUGCUAUUCUUCCAUCUCGUCAUUCAUUGGCAACGCCUCACAGUGUAACUACUCAGCAGCCAAUUCUUUCCUUGACACGUUUUGUCAUUACCGGAACAACCUUGGGCUUACUGCACAGUCCAUCAAUUGGGGUCCUUUGAAUCUUGGUUUGCUGCUGAAUAAAAAACACUUUCAGAAGUUUUUGGAGGCCAAAGGUUUGAUGACAAUGGGUGUGUAUGAAGUUCACGAGACACUUAAGAAGUGCAUUUUAAUGAACAGACCACAACAACUAAUAUGCAGAUUCAACUUCAAAAACCUCAACGCACAUGUUCUGUCACAAAACGAGUCUCUCAGGGAGCGACUGUCAACUUUAGUAGAAGCAAUGCUCAAAGAUGAAACACAUGAAAAAUGUAACGUUCAACUUUCUUCUUCCACACAUGAGAGUCUGAAGGUGAUUGUUGGUGAAAUACUGAGUGUCAGUGCAGUUGAACUGGAUGAUGAUUCCUCUCUGAGUGCAAUAGGGAUAGACUCAAUGUUAGCCAUGACUCUGCAGAACAAGAUUUUCCAGGAGACAGGAGUAAAUGUACCUUUGGUUAUAAUACUGGACCCCAAAAGCACACUUGUCACUUUAACCAAUGUGGUCCUUAACAGUGAGUAA
Molecule: messenger RNA, 6219 nt
Organism: Nematolebias whitei (Rio pearlfish)
Lineage: Eukaryota; Metazoa; Chordata; Actinopteri; Cyprinodontiformes; Rivulidae
Gene: pks1
Product: polyketide synthase 1
Exons: 6
Coding region: 1-6219 (2072 amino acids)
Biological process (GO): fatty acid biosynthetic process
Molecular function (GO): 3-oxoacyl-[acyl-carrier-protein] synthase activity; fatty acid synthase activity
Source: RefSeq, a predicted model, not a curated record